AUGGACGGUGUCCCGAGCGGUAGAUUAUCUACUUGCAGAAAAUAUUUCUUUGUCGGACUUGCUUUCCUUCCAUUUGUUUGGAUUGUCAACACUAUUUGGUUUUUCCCUGACGCUUUUCUGAAACCAGCGUCUAACGAGAGAAAGAAAUUCCGUCUUUAUUUAUCUUUGAGCUUUAUAGGCGCUCUUAUUUGGAUUAUCGGCUUGAUAUCCUGGAACAUAAUCUACCACCAAAAUAGAAUCUCUUGGGGAUCUCUUGGUGAUCGUCUCUCAUUCAACAUUCCACCCGGAGAACUCUAUGUGAUAUUUUGGAAUGAGGAGGAGAUCAUGCCUCGAAGUAUUCUUCUAAUCUCUUCUGGAGCCGUUGGCGAUCGUUUGCUCUUUUGGCAGUCCACAAUCUCUCCUCAAAACUCAUUUCAACACGAUCCCUCUGAAUCCAGAUUUAAGAGCCAGGGUUCUACCGUUUCCCACUCACCUGUAAAUAGUCCUCAGGGUGUCAAUUCAACGGUAAACACUCGAAAAAAGAAAUUUCGCUAUCCUAUCGUUUCCUUUGAGGGAGUAUUAUGCUCUUCACCGGCUGUUGGCGCAACAGGGACACCGGCGUCCUCCCUCGUAAUUGGCUCUCCUCACCAGUCCACAGGAUCAAUCUCAACUGGGUCAGGUGUAGAUGCUGACGUCGCCAAAUCUCGUCCCACUGCACAGCGUCAUUCGCUGGCUACAACAAUAACUCCUGGUAACGUUUCAUCACCUACCACGCCUGGAGCUGUUAGUGGGUACGCGAGUGGCGUUUCAGGGGCGACGGGCUCAGGUCCAGGCACUUCGGCUGUAGCUCCCACGGAAAUGAUUGUCGAGGAUGUGCCUGUGAGCUCUCUCCUCAGUCUUCUACAUCCCGCCACCAAUGAGCUCCAACACAAAAUCUACGUCAAGUUGAGUGCCAAAAUAUUUGUUGGAGUGGCAUUCAGUCUCACGAAGGCUGUCAUGGAAACUAAUGGAAUCUCCGUUGUGACUCAUUCAUCGCCACCGACUAAUUAUCGACACACAGCGGAUCCCACUUCUGCUGCUAGUAGUUGCUCUGCCACCACUCCGGUAGAGGCACUAACCAAACAGUCCGUGGAUUUCGCUAGCAUUACCAAUUUUCUUCAUCUCAUCAAGGUGGCGCCAUCCCCACCUCUUAGUACUGAGUGCUGUGGCCAGGCUCCUCACUGCAGCACGCUAUUUGGAAAUUGUGCGGGUGGAAAAGCUUGCGCCAAGACUGUCAAUCAGUCUGUCUCAAGUUUCGCCAUUGUCUUUGCUCUUAACGAGGCCGCUCCGCCGUGUGUCCAGUCGCACUUCACAGAACUUGCUCGACAGGUAGGAGCUCAAAUACGUCGAUCAGAACUAUUUUGGCAGUACUUGAAUGGAGAACGUGAAAAGAUUUCCGCCAUUCUUGAUCGCUAUGCUGGAAUAUUAAGUGGCGGGGAGAGUCAGUCUGAAUCGAAUUCUUCCGGAGCCGAAGCAAAGGACGAGGCUGUAGAUUCAAUUGCUUCAAGCUCCACUACGGCAAAUAAUGAGACGGUGGCAUCGGGACUGUCGACAUCAAAUUCUCCUCUUAUGAAUUCUCACAAACGGACUUCAAUUGACAGCACUAUGGAGGAAGAUGAUGGUAACCUUAAACUCGACAAGCUAAAGGAUGCUGAGACUUCAAGCCAUUGCGAUCCGUAUCGCGUAUACGGACACAUAGCUAAAAAGUCGCAACUCUGUGGUGAAUUAGCACAAAUUUUAACUCAGGUGACUUCAAGUGGCCGAGUGAAUGUCAAGAUCUACAAUAAGUACUCCGUGUUUUUUUGUCUGCCCUUCAAAGCCUAUGGUAUUAUGCCUUUUGGAAUGAAAAUGAUAACCACACCUCGGCCAUGUUGGCCGGCUAUCAGACCGGGAGCUGUGUGGCGGGCGAUGCAGCGACUCAGACCCUACCACACGCUUCUUCUAACUACGCGGAAACGCUUCCUGCAUAGUUAUGCUGGGUCAUUUCCUGAGGAUGUGAAUCAGUCCCUUGAGAGUUUCGUCGAGGAUUUAUCACCGCUUUCCAGCUUGGCUUCGAUGUCGAAUAGGGGUCAUUCACAGGAAGAUUGCCUUAAAGUGGCUCUUUGGCUGAUCUAUCACGGUCAUGCCAUCAUAAUCUCACCCAUUGUGUCCACAAAUGCCUACACACUAGCACCACUGUCACACUAUUGGCUUCAACCCAAGGUCAUUGUUCAAUUCGCUGCUCAGUUCCCCAAACUCAAUUUUGCCGAGGUGCUUGCGUCCUUUUCUGAUUACUACACUCUUGGCGAGCGAUUUAGUGGUGAAUCUCCUGCAAAAUUUUGGUCGAAACUGAGCUCAACGGAAUGUGCGGAUCUUGUAGCGUGGCUACUUCGUCGAAGAUUGAUAAUUCAACUUCACACAUAUAUCCUUCCACUCUUCCCACGCUCUGAGGUUGGGAAGGGAUCUGAGGCAUCAGUGGAGGCAUUGGACGAUUCCACGGAGUGUGAGUUUGUUCGAAUUCAUGCAAAUUGUGGGGGUGAAUUACUUCAAAAAGCCUUGCCAACAGAGGCUUCACGACAUUUAAUAUUGGAACACUAUCGCGAGACAAUUCAACGUUACCCCGAUAUGCUCCAUCUCUUCCUUCGUCUUCUAUCGCACCUUCCUGCCCACAUCGAGGAACUGAUGUUUCUGGAAUUUGUUGAUCGGCGGACACUGAUCAAUUGCAUUCAACUCUUUUCCACCUUCCUCAUGACCGUGAGACUUCCUGAUCCGGUUACAGCGUGUUUUGCAGGAGUUGAAUGGUCCCAUUAG
Messenger RNA from Rodentolepis nana, 2808 nucleotides. NCBI's taxonomy places the organism in Eukaryota, Metazoa, Platyhelminthes, Cestoda, Cyclophyllidea, Hymenolepididae. The record is from the annotation of a GenBank genome assembly.